AAAAUUCAAUACACUUUAGACAAUAUGUGAAAAGAUGAAGUAAAUUAAUGACUACAAAAAUUAAUUUCAUUAUCUUACCUCCAAAACAGUCGGAUUUCGAUAACUGCUUCCGCGAACGCGAACCUUAAUUUUGUAGCGUGAAAUUAAAUCGACUACACAGACUGGAACAAGCGGACUCGACUUGAAGAGGAGCCAAGCGUUGGGUGAGAGGCGUCCACUGUUCAUUUCCCGCGUUAAACGCCGGGUAAUCUGAGUACAGUCUACACCGUCUUUACCGGUGAAGCCAAUCAUUCUCUCUACUUGGAAGAGGAAAAAGAAAAAUAAUAUACUACCAAGUACGCAACUAUAUCAACGUCCGACCUAGAAGCCAAACCUCACGCGCCACUUCACGCGCCUCCGAAGCCAAUUCUUUCCCCUCUCUCUUUCAAUUGUUUUCUUUGAAUCCGAUACCGAACCGACCAGUUGAGAAGAGCUGAAUAUAUAUAUAUGAUGGAAAAGCCUAGCGACGAACAGAAGAAGCCGGAUGCGGAUCAGACCUCGGGUCAGGAACGGGACCCAAAGCCCAAUCCGACUGCGGAGGGCGGUGCUCAACCCAACGUGGAGGUGCCGAAAUCUCAGCCUCAGCCUCAGUCCGGUGCAGGUGCUGAUCCUGAUUCCGCGCUCGGAUUGGAGACGCAAAAUCAAGCCAACAACGAUAAUAUUAAUAAUAAUAAUAAUAAUGAGAGUCAAAAUGAAAGUGAAAUUGAUGAUAAGUCGGCUUUGAAUAAUCGGUCGAAGAAAUCGGUGCAUUGGAACAAUGACUUGGUUAUGAAAUCUUCAUAUUCUGGAACUGUACCUUCUGCUGCUACUGAGGCUGAUGGUGGAUCCAAUCCUUAUGUUGCCUCCUCUCCUUCGCUUACCUCCUCACCCUCUUUAAAGGAUAGGAUGGAUACUGUUCGUGAUGUGCUAGGGAAAUGGGGAAAGAAGGUUGAAGAUGCCGCUAAGAAGGCCGAGGAUCUUGCUGAAAACACUUGGCAGCAUUUGAAAACGGCUCCUAGUUUUGCUGAUGCUGCCAUGGGAAGAAUUGCACAGGGAACAAAGGUUCUUGCAGAGGGCGGUUAUGAGAAGAUUUUUCAACAAACUUUUGAGACAGAUCCAGACGAGGAACUUCAAAAUUCAUAUGCAUGCUACUUAUCCACAUCGGCUGGUCCCGUCAUGGGAAUAUUAUAUGUAUCUACAGUAAAGCUUGCAUUUUGCAGCGACAGUCCUCUUUCUUAUAAAGCUGAUGACAAGACUGAAUGGAGCUACUAUAAGGUAAUUAUCCCGCUACAUCAGAUUAAAGCGGUUAACCCUUCAUCAAGCCGAACUAAUCCCGCUGAAAAAUACAUCCAGGUUAUCUCUGUUGAUGGCCAUGAAUUUUGGUACAUGGGCUUUCUAAACUACGACAGUGCGGUGCAGCGCCUACAGGAAGUUUCGCAAGCCGGUGACUUACAAUCAGUGUGACACUAAUCUCCCGUUUUUUAAGCUUUAAGCGCAUGGUUAAGUGUGUUCAUGAUGCCAAGAACCACUUAACUGUCAUACUUCAAUCCUGGAGUGCUCUUGAAGCAUCUUGACUUAAAAGAUCAAAGACGAUGCCACAACUCUUCUUUGAGGACUCUUUUUGAUAUAGCUAUAGAGAUGAGACUAGGUGAGUGGACAUUUCAUGACUACAGAUAAAAUAGGUAUAUGGAGUCUUGCUAGUUUACAGUUCAUAUGGUAAUAAUUUUGCAUGCUACAAAUCAUUUGGCUACUUAACAUUGUAUUGGAUCUCUUUUUUUGGUAAGGUAAUAUGAUCUGUUGAAGAUACUAGCUGUAUAAAUCCUGCACUUUACAAUUGCAAGUCUCUUGAUUUUUUUUUUUUAUUUAAAAUUUCUAGACCUGCUUUAUUGCAUAAUCUGCAUUUAACUAGAAUAAUUUAUUUAUUUAUUUAUUAUUAUUUUUUUUAUUGGUAAGAAACUCGUACACCCAUUUGCUCUUACGAGGAUUUAGAAUUUAUGAUCGAAUAAACUCAUGCACCCAUUUGCUCUUACGAGGACUUAGAAUUUAUGUUCCAAUUUGUGGCGCGUGCCGCAAUACCCCAUUAAGGGAAGCCCCCGGUCUAAUCUUUUAGUGGAGUUGGUUUGGAGACGGAUGGGGCUUGAGAAAUGGGAGGUGGGAACUCA
Cornus florida is the source of this 2180-nucleotide messenger RNA. RefSeq names its product GLABRA2 expression modulator-like. The transcript has 4 exons. The record is from RefSeq and is a predicted model, not a curated record. Bases 487 to 1482 code for a protein of 331 amino acids. Lineage: Eukaryota; Viridiplantae; Streptophyta; Magnoliopsida; Cornales; Cornaceae.